GGCGUGGUUCGGCCGCACCGGCCCGGAGCUCCAGAUUCCAGGAGGAGUCAUGUCAGAAGACACGGGAGGUGAUUCCCAGUUCUCCGUGAAGGCGGCAGCCCUGAGAGUGUUCGACCUCCCUCUGUCCUGGUGCUCUUCUCUCUCCCAGAUCAGAUUUUCACCAGUAGCUAAAAAGUUAUUUGUGGUAACUGCAGUGAGUGCUGUAUCUGUAAUUUUUCUGGCUCAUCACUUUAAAAGAAGACGUGGGAAGAAGAAAGAGAAAAUAUUACCAUGGGAGCCAGAGCACCUCAUACUUGAAUACACUAAAAAAGCAGCAUCGGAUAAAGGUUCGAGUUGUUCCAGUAGCAGACAGAAUUUGACCUUGUCUUUAAGUUCCACAAAAGACAAAGGAUCUCAGUCUUGUAACUAUGUGAAUGGAGGACCUUUCAGUAAAUACUCAGGCUCUGUACAAAGUUUGGCCUCUGUCCAGAGUGUCAAUUCUUGUCACAGCUGUGCUUGUGGCAAUUCUAACUCCUGGGACAAGCCAGAUGAAGAUGAUAUUAAACUUGUAAAUAUUCCUGUGACCACUCCCGAGAACUUGUACUUAAUGGGUAUGGAGUUGUUUGAAGAGGCAUUGCGUCGCUGGGAGCAAGCUCUCACCUUUCGCAACAGACAGGCGGAGGAUGAAGCCUGUGGUUCCAUUAAGCUGGGCGCCGGAGACGCCAUUGCGGAGGAGAGCGUGGAUGAUAUUAUUAGCACUGACUUUAUCCAUAAACUUGAAGCUCUGCUGCAAAGAGCGUAUCGUCUCCAAGAGGAGUUUGAAGCCACCCUUGGAGGAUCCGACCCUAGUUCCCUCACGAAUGAUGUUGAUAAAGAUACAGAUAUCACGAUGAAGGGGAACAUGGAUGACUUUGGCCUGCGAGACACCUUGAGCAUCGCAUCAACUGAUUCAUUUGCCUCAGCAGCAGAGCUUGCAGAGCACAGAGAAGGGCGGCCGACCUGCACCCUCGAGUCUCUCUGCCACUGCCCUUUUUAUGAAGAAGCCAUGCAUUUAGUGGAAGAAGGAAAAAUUUACUCACGAGUGCUAAGAACUGAAAUGUUGGAGUGCCUGGGAGACAGUGAUUUUCUUGCCAAACUUCACUGUAUUCGACAGGCUUUUCAGGUAAUUCUUUCAGAAACAGCCAACAGGAUAUUCCUUGCUGAAAGUGGAAGGAAAAUUUUAUCUGCUUUAAUUAUAAAAGCACGAAAGAAUCCAAAGAAGUUUGAAGAUGUUUUUGAUGAAAUGAUCUAUUUUUUGGAACAGACUGAUCACUGGGAUAGUACUGAAAUGGAACUUGCUGCUAGAGGGGUGAAAAAUCUAAAUUUUUAUGAUGUUGUUCUGGAUUUCAUAUUAAUGGAUUCCUUUGAGGAUUUAGAAAACCCACCCACAUCCAUACAGAAUGUAGUGAAUAAUCGCUGGCUAAACUCUUCCUUCAAGGAAACAGCUGUGACUUCAAGUUGUUGGUCAGUGCUGAAGCAAAAAAGGCAACAAAUGAAGCAGAUCCCGGAUGGAUUUUUUGCGCAUUUUUAUGCCAUUUGUGAGCACAUCAGCCCUGUGCUAGCGUGGGGCUUUUUGGGCCCUAGAAAUUCUCUGUAUGAUUUAUGCUGCUUCUUUAAGAAUCAAGUUCUUUUCUUUCUCAAAGACAUUUUUGACUUUGAGAAGGUACGCUAUUCGAGCAUAGAGACGUUGGCUGAAGACCUCCUGCAGUUACUCAUUCGCCGCACUGAACUGUUACUGGCCUACCUGGGAGCAGAUGCCCUGAGGCACACAAGUGGUUGUAUAAGUGGUCAUGGUCAUGUUUUGUCUAGUGGGCUCUUGGAAGCUAAAGUACAAUAAGUACCAUAACAAUCAUACCAUUUGAGUGUGCUAUAAAAUAUUUUAAAGGAGCUUAAAUACUUGGUAGAUGUGGACUCAGGGAGGAAAAAUAUUCUAGUGAAGAAUACUAGGCUUAUAUGAAGCUCUGUCAUUGAACACCUGUAUCGUGUGUUCACAGCUGUUUUUUUGUACUCUUUAGAUGGUCAUUUCAGUCAUGAAAUGUUGUGUAUUUUGUAGGAAUACUGCUUAAAUUGAAGCUAAUACUUGGGAGUCACCUUGUUAUCGUGAAGCUCUCUGAAACGUCCUGUAGCAUUCUCAAAAAUUCUGUCUCUGUGUUUUGCACCUUGAAAGUGUAUACACUUAGCCAAGAUCUUUAAGAUUGAGGUAUGCAAGAAUAUAUUACUCCUAGUGUCAACAUAUUAACUUUGCCUGAAAAUGUGUUUUUAACCGUGAAGUUAUUUAUCUGUUUAAUCAAGGUUAAGAAGUAGUAGUGUUUUACUGUGUACUGCUUAUGUUAUUUCUUGUGUAUUUGCAGGAGUCUUUAAAUCAAAGAAAUCGUAAUCCCUGACUACUGGUACAAUCUAUUAAAUGAGUGGAGAGUAAGCAGUAUGCAAAAACAACUUUGUAGUAGAUUAACUUCGGUUCCAAAUGUGUUACUAUUGGUUCUUUAAGUUAACACCAGAGACUGAAGAAGUUUCCUCUUUUUAAAAAAUAGUCAUUUAUUUGAGUGGCAGAGACAGAAAUGUAGAGGGAGCUCACGUCCACGGGGCCCCUCUCCAGAUGCCUGAAGUGGUGGAGACAGAUGAAGCUGAAGCUGUGGUGUGGGAACCCAGUCCAGUUCCCCCAUGUGUGUUAGGAACUUUAUCACUUGAGCCAUCACAGUUGCCUCACAGUCUGCGUUAGCAGGAAGCCAUCAUCUGGGACUGAAGCUGAGACUCAAACCUGGACAGUGUGUGUGGGACACAGGCAUCUAACCAUGAGGCUGAAUGCCCACCCACGAAGAAAUCUUAUAACUUAGAGCAUUUUCCUCUUGGGAAUAUAUUGAUUUAAAAAGCUAUUUGUGAAGAGAGGGAAUUUAAAAUUUAUCUUUUUAAAAAGCAUAGGCUUUUUAAACUUCCAUCUUCUGGUUCACUCCCCAAAUGCCCACACUAGUUAGGGCUGAGCCAGGCUGAGGCCAGGAGCUGGAAACUCAAUCCAAGUUCUGCACGUGGGAGGCAAGGCCGUAACUACUUGAGCCGGUGCCCGUUCCCUCCUAAAGUAUGCAACAGCAAGAAGUUAGGAGCAGAACUGAGGCUCAAACUCAUGCACUCCAAUAUGGGAUACGGGUGCCUCAACCUAGGGCCUCACUGUUAGGCGGAAAAAUGUCUCCUCUUUCAGUGUAGUUUUGAAAUUGUCUCCCAAAAUCUGGAGUCAUUCUACUUGAUACACUAAAAUAAUCUCUUCUUUCUCUUUUUGUAAAGCUGGGUUUUAGUUCUUCCCACUGAGAACUCUGUACAGAAUUUGUCCUGUUACGCUCAUAUCUCGAAAAAUAAUCAUACUUUGAAUCUUCGUGGGAAUCUAGAGCUUUUUUCACUCCCUUGAUACAGAGCCAAGUCCUUUUAAUGAGGUCACAGUAUAGUCCAUGUCCUCUAUCCGCAGUAUGUGAAGGGGGUUGUUGUGAGGGAGGGUCUCGGGGUAGGGGAGGCCUUCAGCAGUUGGGUGCGUUUGGUGUUGAAUCAUACACUGCUGUUUGAAGUGGCUGACUCGUCAUGCCAAAAACAUUUGUUCCUUUUGCUUCUAAAGUGGGCUGUAUUCAUGUUAGGAGGAGGUUAUAGAGAAGAACCUAAAAUGUAUUUUUAAAAAAAUACAAUUUCAGAUUAAAGUGCCUAGUUUCUGAUUAGUGAACAGAAAAUCAAAGUGCAAAGAAGUGUAAUUUUAAAAAGAUUUUAAAGAGAUUUUAUAUAUGUGCCAUAAUUAUAUACAUUAAUUACUACAUGUAAAAUUCAUAUUCUUCUCUUCUGCUUCUUAUGUUCAGCAUACAAAGUAUUGCUGACCUUGCUUUUAGUUAUGUAACUUCAUGACUUUUCUUCCAUAGCUUCCUAAUUUAAUAGUGGGUGGACAGACUGUAUGGUUGGUGAUUAUCAUGCUCUGAUAUGGGACAAAAGAAAAAAUAUGGUCUAUUCAUAAUUCCAGGGUUUUUUGAGAAGCAGAGAGAGAGAGAAACAGACAGACAGGUACAAGUAGACAAACAGAACUCCCAUCCACUAGCUCACUCUUCAAAUACCAGAAACAUGGAAAGUGAGCCAGGGAGAGGCCAGGAGUUAGGAACUCAGUGUCGGUUGCGUGUUGGUGGUGGGGAGCUGACUGUAGGAGCUGUCACCUGCUACAUCCCAGGGUGUGCAUUAGCAGGAAACCAGAAUUGGAAACAGAGCCAAAACCCAGACCCAGGUAGCCCAGUACAGGAUGUAAUUAUGCCAAUUGACAGCUAAACCACAAGCCAAAUGCCUGCCACCCAAUUCUUGCUCUUAAUGGAAGAGAAUGCUUAGAAAUAACCCAAAAUAAAGCUGCCAUUACAUAGUAUUUUGCUUCUCAUUUCAAAUAUUAAAUGUUUUGCCUUAUUUACAUACACUGGCAGUGAAUGCUGUGUACACACACAGGUGUGCAUGCACACAUUUCCAUGUAGGGAAACUGCUUGUAUCAUUUGGCCCAUUUGAAGGCUAAAUGAUGACUCAAGCUAUGAUUUUAUAAAAGAAUAAGUUCACCUUUAAUUUGAGAAAAAUGUUUGAAAGAAUUUUGAAGAAUUGCACUAUUUAUAAUGCUGCUAGGACAGGAAGUAACUCUAGGGAACUUCUGAUGAAAUGAAUGGUUUGGGAAGGUGAUUUUAUUGCUGACAUUCAUUUUUUUAAAUGCCCAUAUUCAGUACAUUGGUGUGUCAAAAUCAAUACUUAGAUUACUUGCUAGUCAGUUCAUUAGCUAUGAAUUCAAAAAAAUACUUUCUUGUGGCCUUUGAUAAAAAGAAAUAAGAGUGACCAAAUAGAAUUUCAGGGUAGUAAGUAUAGCGGAAAAUCUCUAUUGUAGGGUAAGAGACUUGACCUUUUUAAAGGAAUUAUCUUCCUAGAAAUAACGCUUCUGAUUGUAGUAGGGUAUUUAAGACAUUCGUACCAGUUUCCAUUUGCCUUAACAUUGGGUUAAACAGUAAAAGCAUUUUUGUUUGAUUAAACUAGUCUAAAGCCUUUCAGAGUGAAGCCCUGCUGGACACUCACUCGUGGUGGUGUGAUCAGAAUUGCUGCUGCCUUCAGGAGCCUCACCACCUGCUUCUGUAAGGAAAUUACAGCAGGGUCUUGAAUGACUUCUGAGAAAUGGCUUUUUCCCUUCUUUUUUCUAUUUUUGUUUUCUGUGUAUGUUUAGCUAAAAGAGUAAUUAUUUCUUCUUGAAGGUUAACAAUGUUAAGUGUCAAAAUGGAAUUAUCUUUUUAAAAAGAAGCCAAGUAUUAUGUACAGUUGUAGAAAGCUUAAACAACGUUAUUGUCAUUCUUACAAAGUAGUACUUUUCUGCUAUGGUUUAUCCUUUUAUUAUGCUUUUAUUAAUUUUUAAUUAACUUACUUUGUAGAAGAUAUUUUCAAAUGUUUCCUUGCCUUAAGAUGAAAUAUUUCCUACUGAAAUAAUUCCCAAGAGAGUGGUUAUGUGAAUUACAAAAGAAUUCUCUGUUUACUGUCCCUUUAAACAUAGGACAGAAGAAUGCCAAAGUAACUUUUAAUGUGCUUCUCUGAUAUUUCAUAACCCAAAUUUUAAAAUUUUGUUAAUGACUUACUUUUAUCGCAGUGUUGAAUGUAUGUUCAGAAAUUCCUUGGAUAUAAAUUUUGAAAUGAUUAUAAGAAUCAGGCUGAAUUCAAACCCAUACAUUUUCUUCUUGAUUUGGUCAGAUUAAGAGUUGUGUCAGAUUUAAGAAUUUACAAAGUCUGAUCAGUGGAAAUAAGGACAUCCUUAUCUUGUAGUUGUUGUGUUAAUUAUGUUACUGUCUUGUUUAGUUUUACAGCAGUCAUAUUUUAGCUUCACUUGGCUGAUAACAGUAGAUAUUCUUAUUUCUAAAAUGUAAGGACUGUACUCAUUAAUUUGUGUAAAACACUAUAGUAGCAAAAAGAAAAACAAAAUAGCACUGGCUUUCCAGCCUUACUAAGCACUGUAACAUGGAUGUAUUACUGUAUCUGCCAAAUAAAAAAAAGUAAUGA
This is a messenger RNA of Ochotona curzoniae (black-lipped pika), 6042 nucleotides long. RefSeq names its product mitoguardin 1 (gene MIGA1). Lineage: Eukaryota; Metazoa; Chordata; Mammalia; Lagomorpha; Ochotonidae. The transcript has 17 exons. Bases 50 to 1855 code for a protein of 601 amino acids. The record is from RefSeq and is a predicted model, not a curated record. Gene Ontology annotation, biological process: mitochondrial fusion.